Molecule: messenger RNA, 719 nt
Organism: Rhizopus microsporus ATCC 52813
Lineage: Eukaryota; Fungi; Mucoromycota; Mucoromycetes; Mucorales; Rhizopodaceae
Exons: 2
Coding region: 292-624 (110 amino acids)
Source: RefSeq, a predicted model, not a curated record
CUGAGAUUAAAACAUUCGUUUUAUCAGAGAGUGUGUCACUAUUGACGCCCCAUUUCAGCUUUAAAGUUACUGAUUUUAGCAGUGUUGUUAAUAGACUAAACAACAAUGGAUAGGUUAUAGCCACCUUUGAAUAAGUUUGAUCAUUGUUGUCCAUUUUCCUUUUCCUCUCUUUCUUAUAAUUGUUCUUCUGUAUCCCUAAUAGACGUUAUUAUUACCCUCUCGGGACAAGCAAUAAAAGAAAGAUGCCAGUUCUUCAUUUAUCAAACCUUCGAGUCAAGUUUAAAGCGAGAAAUGAUAAACCUAUACAAAAAAUAUCCAAAAAAAGAAAGUCCAACAGAAGAAGUGCCUUUAAAAGACUUGGAGGAAAGGGAAAUAGCAAAAAAUAGUUUGCUAAAUGUAUACAAAGACGCAUCAGAAUUAUGGAAUCAAGCAAAUGACGAUACAAAUCCCAGUACAGUCAUUAUUCGCUUGCAAUUAUCUGAUGUUUGCACAAAGCUAUACAUUCCCGUGAUAUUGUCAUGGCGUCAAUAUGUGGAAGAAAAUAAGAAAAGAAUGUAUGAUCAGCUUUUCGUUGAUCAAAAGCUUCAAACAAAAAAGAAGGAAGUAAACACAGAACAACAGUAAUACCAACAAGCAAAGUGUACAAACAUGGUUACCACACCUCUUCAGGUUAUUCUCAAAGAUGAUAACGAAAAUGUAUUAAAUACUUUAAGAAAAGG